Molecule: messenger RNA, 1227 nt
Organism: Mollisia scopiformis
Lineage: Eukaryota; Fungi; Ascomycota; Leotiomycetes; Helotiales; Mollisiaceae
Exons: 2
Coding region: 1-1227 (408 amino acids)
Biological process (GO): regulation of transcription by RNA polymerase II
Molecular function (GO): DNA-binding transcription activator activity, RNA polymerase II-specific; zinc ion binding
Source: RefSeq, a predicted model, not a curated record
AUGAUUCAACGAAGGAAGCCGCAUCAUAAGACUCGAAACGGAUGCUCUGAAUGUAAAAGAAAGAGAAUAAAGUGCGAUGAAGCAAAACCAGCUUGUUUGAAUUGUUUCAGUCGCUCGUCACAUUGCGUAUACCUUCCACCAAAAAUAAGGGCGUUGAACAAGUCCUUAAGCGCAAGUGGAGAAUCGACUCCGACUUCCCCGAACUUCGUUGUCACGAGUCAAGGAGUAUUGCACAACUUCCUUGGCCGACCCUCCCAAGAUCGUUCCCUUGCCACAUUCAACAAGCGAGAUUUAGAGCUAUUCCAUUUCUUCAUCACAGUCACCAGCCAAAAUCUGAGUCCGAGGUCAGAAGCACGGCAGAUGUGGCAGUGUACCAUACCACAAAUAGCAUUUUCGCACGACUUCUUGCUCCAUGGCCUUCUCGCAUUCUCUGCAUUACACCUUUCGGUCCAGCGACCAGAGGAAAAGAAGAUCAUGCGUGCUGCAGCAGCAUGCCAUUAUGACAAAGCUAUCAACACUUAUCGACAAGCGAUGUCAAAUGUCACUCGUCAGAAUUGCGAGGCCUGCUUUGCCUUUUCGACAUUCGUAGCCAUCUUUUCGUGGGUUUCUUUGGACUAUUCUGCAGAUUUAUUCUUUAUAGAAUCUGCAGUCGAAGGUACGCAUGCUCAUAUAGCAUGGGUCAAUCUUUUGCGAGGUAUAAUUCCUCUCCUUGAAGUCUCCCGGCAUUGGCUUAUAGAUGGUGGACUGGCGUGUAUGCUAAUUACACUUGAGUAUGAACUUCAAGAGGAAGCAGAAGAUCUUGUGGAAUGUUCUGCCAAAUUCGACGAUCUUGAACGACUCUGGGACCCAAAGCAAUCAAAAACAUCUUUAGUCGCAUUCACCCAGAGUCAGAUAAAAGAUUUAAAAGAAUCUCUUCGGAUGUUGAAAGAUGCAUAUCUCAUGAUUCUUUACGGUGGCAAGGACGUUGAUGCUGUUGGGCUGGUCCUAAGAUGGCCCAUUAUGGCAUCAGAAGUCUUUAUUGCGAUGAUUAAUCUGCGACAACCAGAGGCACUGAUCGUACUCGCACACUACUGUCUCCUCCUCGGCCAAGUGGACGACUUUUGGUGUAUGCGAGGUAUGUCUCGGCGGUUGCUGAAGAGCAUACAUGGUGUCCUUGGGAAGGAGUGGGAGAAUUGGAUUUCAUGGCCGUUGCAGGAUCUGGUUGUGAAUGAAUUGAAUAACUCUUGA